This is a messenger RNA of Doryrhamphus excisus (bluestripe pipefish), 1614 nucleotides long. It is a transcript of the gene dmrt3a, whose product is annotated as doublesex and mab-3 related transcription factor 3a. The record is from RefSeq and is a predicted model, not a curated record. Gene Ontology annotation, cellular component: nucleus. Gene Ontology annotation, biological process: male sex differentiation; regulation of transcription by RNA polymerase II. Lineage: Eukaryota; Metazoa; Chordata; Actinopteri; Syngnathiformes; Syngnathidae. Gene Ontology annotation, molecular function: protein binding; RNA polymerase II cis-regulatory region sequence-specific DNA binding; DNA-binding transcription factor activity, RNA polymerase II-specific.
CAUGAACGGCUACGGCUCGCCCUACCUGUAUGUGGGGGCCCCGGUGUCGCAGCCCCGGGCCCCGCUGCAGCGGACCCCCAAGUGCGCGCGGUGCCGCAACCACGGCGUGCUGUCGUGGCUGAAGGGCCACAAGCGCUACUGCCGCUUCAAGGACUGCUCCUGCGACAAGUGCAUCCUCAUCAUCGAGCGGCAGCGCGUCAUGGCGGCGCAGGUGGCGCUCCGCCGGCAGCAGGCCAACGAGAGCCUGGACAGCCUCAUCCCGGAGGCCCUCAGGGUCAUGCCGGCGAUCGGCGUCCCCGGGCCCGGGGAGGGAGCACCGGCGGCGGCGGGGGCGGCGACGGGGGAUGCAGAGGUGCGCUGGAGAAGUGCGGAGGAGACGCAAAGAGGCGCGACAACUUGCGCAGAAGGGCCGGAGGACGUGACGGGGGAGGCGUCGGGCGGAGAGAAUGGGGGCAGCUCCAGCGAGCGGGACCCGGAGCAGGUCAGCUCCCCUGAAGGCUCCAAGCCAAACUCUUGCUACACCCCCGAACCCCCUGACGGCCACGUGGAAGAGAACCGCUACGUCCUGCCCAAGGUGGGCGCCGCUGACAAGGAGGCCAAAGCCGACAGUCCACAGAAGAGCCCCCCCAGUCCUGGGGGUCACAGCGUGCUCAUAGAGGGCCUCGCAGGCUCCAUUAACCUGCCCUUCAGCCUCAGAGCCAACCGGCCCCCGUUGGAGGUCCUCAAGAAGAUCUUCCCCAACCACAAACCGCCCGUGCUGGAGCUCAUACUCAGAGGCUGUGGAGGCGACCUGGUGGGGGCCAUCGAGGUGCUGAUGUCCAGCCGAGGCCCUGACGGGGUAGUGCUUCCACCUGGAGACCUACAUCCAGACCCCCUGGUGCUGCCGCCUGGUGGACAUCCCUUUGAGCACAGCCUGGGCUCCUACCACCCAGUGACCUCCUCGGCCAAGUGGUCGGUGGGCUCCGCCUUCAGGGUGCCCGACUCGCUCCGCUUUGCGUCCGAGUCCUCCUCGGGCGUGGUGUCGGCAGGGGCUCUGGGGGUCCCGCUGCAGCACCCGUCCUUCCCACAGUCAACCCGCUACCCGCUGGUGCUCCGUAACUCGCUGGCCCGCGGCCCGGCGGGGACCCUGGUGCAUAACGACGUGACCCUGUGGAACACCAUGGCCCUGCAGCAGCAGUACCAGCUCCGCUCCACCGCCGCCCAGUACGUGUCCCCUUUCGCCCCCGCCGGGCCAGCGGGGUCCGUGUUCCGGGGGGCCUCCCUCCUCCACACGAGAACCGCCGAAGAACCCCGAGUGGGCAUCCAAGAGGGGGAAGCAUGCGGGCUGGGGUCCAAGGGGGGGCUGUACUCGCCUGAUGAGGACUACGAGGAGCGCUCUGACUCAGCAGACUCCCGCAUCUUGAACUCAUCCGGCUGAGACCACGUCAGUCUUUGUUUUUUGGGGGCCUUUUUCUUUGUACCGGACCGUGUCACGCAAUCUCUUUCAUACGUACAGAUCACGUGUUGCUCACCCAGAGGUCACAUGACCACACCAGAAUGUCGGGCCUCUACUUCCUGUCAGCAUGCUGAUUGUUUGCAUUGUGAGGUUGCUAUACUGCAUGUGUCGUAUGCCAA